GCGCCACCAGUGCCGGAUCGCCAGCGGACGUGUGUAUGUGCGCGCUCGCUCGCCCGCUUGCCGCCGCCGACGACGACGACGACGCCGCCCGAGACGCGAACACCUUUGCCGAGUCGCGACACUAUAAUAUAUAAUAUUGGUUAUACGCGUGCGACCACCAACCACCUGCCCGUUUCAUAUAAUAUAACAUAUUAUUAUUGUAUACGUUAUAAACCAUUAUAUAAUUACACACAGACACACACAUACACACACAAGCACGUAUAUCUGUCGCAACACAUGCAUACACGUGUAUUGAAUUAAAAUAUUUUUUAACAGUAGCUGCGGUACACAUAAUAAUAUUAUAUAGACCGUACAGUAUUGUCGUUAAAUUUCAGUCGGUUUUUUUUUUUAUUAUUUUUUUUUUUUGUGCGUUUUGAUAAAAAAAUAAUAAUUGUAAAAUUUUAAUUGUUCUCGUCCCAGUUGAACACCACGGCGUUAUACGUCAUUUAUGUGCCGUAGAUCACCGUCAAACGUAAUGUUCCACGCGUGAAAAACAAAACAGACAAAGAUUAUAGCCGUCGCGUGUGUCACACAAUAAAAUAUUGUGUUAUUUUAUAUUGAACGCGUGCGUCAUCGGCACUACAAUAAUAUUAUUAUCGCCGUGUGACGGUGCAGUAAUUACCGCUGCACAAUCGUUAUGUAAUGGUUUGGGGGGGACGACGACGACGAUCGCAACUCACACUAACCGCCGACGCUGGUGAAUCAAAAAAGUUAAUUAAACUUUUGGACUCUCGACGGCGACGUCGACGGCGGCGACGAAGACAAUGCGGGUCUCCUCUUGAACGGUGACACGCCGCUGUUGAACGAGUGUAUCUGCUGCAUCCAAGCGGUGGACAUCGGUGCGUGGUCGCUGGAUACGUGGUUCAAAACUCCCCGGCGGAGGGACACGCGUUUCCGAAAAAUAUAAACAAUAUUAUAUUACGAACCAACAACGCCCCACCGAAAUCGAUUUUACUGUCAAUGCAAACCAUUGUACAAAUAUAAAUACACCUCUCUUGUUGCACAACAUCGAUUUUCGUCAUGCAUAAUAGUGGUGAAGAACGCAAAACACAUGCCAAACUUCUGCACCCCGUAUUGUGUGUCGGUACUCUUUUUGUUUUCGCCCUAUCGGCAAAAGCCUGACGUUCGUACGGUACGACUACGUGUGUUUUUUACGUUUUCGCCGCUUAAACGAUAGCAUCAGAGCCUCUCGUCCGGUACUCAAUACGUUUCGCUGUACCGUCGACAGUCGAUGAAAUCCGAUGCCAAAACGAUGAUACUUCGAGUCGAAGCAUUAAAGAUAAUUAUCAAAAUAUUUACGGUGUUGGCUAACCAACAAGCAGAAUACUAUUCACGACUGACCGAUAUUAUGCACCGGCUUUAGCUACAUCACCAACAUGGAACCGGAACAAAAUCGGAACGGUGGUGGCAGACCAACCACUACCGCCACCGCCAUCACCACCGCCACUGCCACCGCCACCGCCACCGCCAGUACUACAACCACAAACGCAACCACUACCGUCUAUGGCGACCAACAGGCUGUAGAGGCUGCGCUAAAUGAGUUCAUCGAUAAAAUGACACCCCGCGUUAACGUGUUGGAGAAUGAAGUGAUGUACGCAUGGCGAGCUUUAGACUUAUUGUCAGACGAGUACGUAAAAAUGUGGGAGCGUAUCGAAAAACUCGAAACCAUUAUUCAGAAUCAACAGUCUGUCAUCGGGCAAAUGGUUGAGAUAUGUGCAGAGCCGAUUACAUCUCCGUCUACAUACAUGGGACCACCGGAAGUCGGUGACCGUCCCGCGCUAAGUAUGAUAUGGGAGGAAUCGGAAGGCAGCAGUAGUAAUGGUACUAAAAAGCCGUUGGAACAGAGGAACGUGGAUUAUAGAGCGUAUGAAGACCGGCUAUUAAAUGAAGACCAGGAAAAAAUGGAUUCCGUCGAGUCUGCCAAAGAGAUUUUCGAAAAUAUAGAGCAAAUGGAGAGAAACAUGCGACAGCUGUACGCCGAAGCGCAACUGGAUAGUUGGAACGACGAGACAGAAAGAGCGGCAGCUGCUAUAGAUUUUUAUCCAAUUAACAAGCCACUCACGUCAUCGGUUGGAAACUUACAAAAUCGUAUGUAUCCUUACAUGUCUCCGUCCAUUCGAUCGCUUCCCACUAUCCCAAAAUGCGAAGAACCCGGGUACAGGUCUCCGACGUUAUUUAUGGAUACAACGUCACAAUCAACUUACAUGGACGACUCGUAUCAGCCACAAUCGCCACCCGGUAGUCCACCACCUCCAGCACCCGAGGAUCCCGUAUUUCCCAGAUCAGUGUCAUCCGCACUGUCACUGAGCCUGCGUCAAUUUCACAAUUCCACCAAAGAACUUGAUUCGCUUCAUCAGUUUCACAAUUCCACCAAGGACCUGGACACCAUGCACCAAUUUCAUAAUUCCUCCAAAGACUUAGACACGUUACACCAACACCGAACUGGUGCCAUAGUCACGGCCAAUAAAUCCGAUUCCGGUCUGUCAUCGAUGAGUGGCGGGUUGUUGUCCAGUUAUGAAAAAUCUCCAUGUUCACCAGGAAAGCGAGUGUUUGAUCAAUCAUAUCAGAUCUCGGUGGCUGGUCCAUCCGGAUUAACGGUAGUAACGUGCGUAACCACUGCAUUUGACACCGAUUAUCCGUACUAUGAUCGGUCGACAGGAGUGUAUUCAACGGCAGGUCAAGGGUAUAAAUACCAGACUACUAACGCACAACAGUCAUCAAUAUCUAACGUACCGGACCUGUUGGACGUAAUGUCGUACAAAGAAUACAAAAAACCUACGGAUAGACCAUAUUCUGGUAUGACAGAUGCGUUAACCUAUUAUCCAAGUACCAUGAACGAUACGUAUUAUGGUAGAGAAAACGACAGGCCGGAUAAUAAUCCUAGGUAUAGAUAUGUGACGACGCCUAACUUUCAGAUCCGUUGUGAAGAUGACGGUUCAAGAAGGGAAGAAAAAACGAAAAAAUCUAAACGUAAUAUAAUCAAAUCAGCCAUGAACUCGGUCAGUAGUUCGGUGAGCAAUUGGUUUCCCGAUGUGCACUUGCCGCAACGGCAUCGAUCUCAUUCACUGCCGGGUGGCUUGGAAAGGGAACCCGAUGCGGUUUCCGUACACAGUGAGACAGCAACCACAUCAAAACCGCGUAGUUGGAACACACAAAGGCAUGGUAGUCGUAAGAAAAAAAAAUCAAUUGUGUCUACCAUGUCUGGGCUGUUACAUAAAACCGCUAAACCUGCCCCUUUUCAGAGCUCCUAUUCAAUAGCAGAUCCGGAAUUUGCGGAAAAUGAAUGGACUGAGUUAAAAGCUGGAGAUAGGCCAACGCCACCAGAACCACCACCACCCGUGCAACCACCAGAGUCAGCUAACAUUGCCAUAGAGCAGCAGGAGGAAGAGGCACAAGAACAGAUUAAUGAAAUUCAGUUACCAGCUGAAAUGUUCAAUGGCCCGACUAAAGAAUUUGCAGUAUCCAGAAAGUUGAGUAAAUAUAGAGAACACUGUAAGCUAUCGAAUGGAGUGCCAGAAGGGGAAUCUUCAGUAAUUCCAGUAGAAAAACGUAACAAAUCAUUAGAAGAACAGCCUGUUAAACCUCACGAAGAGUUUGUGCAGCCAACGAAUAAUCUAAGAAAUUUCAAAAUGUCAUCUAGACAAGCAAGUUUAGAGGUACCGUGGGCUGGAAAAGGAUCUGCGGACACUGAAGAUGAUAGUAGAAGUAACCAUUCGUGGAGAAGUACAUCUAGAAUUUCGUCAAGACGGCAAAGUACUGAAGAAAGCAUCGAUAGUGACGAUGAAUGGUAUUGUUAUGAACUAAAACAAUUAGAAGAACUAGAGAAAAAAACUCAUUUUGAACGGGUAUUUGGGCCACCUAUGUUACCACCACCCAGUGCUCGAAGUGAAUCAUCCAUACUUAUAUCUAAAGUAGAUUUUAAAGAAAAAAUGUCUAAAGCCAUUGAAGACAUAAGAAGACAAUCAGUAGACGAAUCGUUCAACGAGGAUGCUUUCGAACAAGAGCAAUCCUUGGAUACUGUCAUUGAAGAGGAAUUAAUACAAGACGACGGACCUAUAAGGUUCAAGUUAAUGAAAGUACCGGAUACUCCGGGUGGCAUUAGAAGGGAUCUUCCAGGUCAAGACCUAGACCUGGAACCGGAACAGGAACCGGAACAGGAAACGGAAACGGCCGACGAACAAAUGGUCGUUGAAGAGGAUGAAAGUCCCGGUACACCGUCAUUGCCCAGGUUUAAAUUUGAUAAAAACGAUUUAGUGGAUAAAGAAGAGAGUGGCAGUAAAUGGAAAAUCGUGAAAGCUCUCAAAGAAAAAAAACCCGACGAGAUAAACCAGGAUAUUGGACCUCCACCUACUCCGAUUAUCGAGAAUGGAAGAGGGAGCGGCGAAAACAUUAAUAGAGCGAAUGGACACCCUGGAGACAAUCCGUUUUAUAGCAACAUCGACAGCAUGCCGGAUAUUCGACCCAGGAGAAAAUCUAUCCCUCUUGUCUCGGAACUGGUUCUCAAGACAAUGGCCGCCACAAAAAGAAACGCAGGACUGGCGUCAGGAGUUCCACGUCCUACACUCAACGACGAAGAGCUGAAAAUGCACGUGUACAAAAAAGCUCUGCAAGCUCUAAUCUAUCCAAUAUCAUCGACCACGCCGCAUAAUUUCGUCUCGUGGACUGCAACUUCACCGACGUAUUGUUACGAAUGUGAAGGGCUGCUGUGGGGCAUCGCCCGGCAAGGGGUACGGUGCACCGAAUGCGGGGUCAAGUGCCACGAGAAGUGCAAAGAGCUCUUAAACGCCGACUGUUUGCAAAGAGCGGCCGAAAAAAGUUCCAAACACGGUGCCGAAGAUAAAGCGAUAUCAAUUAUACAGGCGAUGAAGGACAGGAUGUUGCAACGUGAACGAGAUCAUCCAGAGAUUUUCGAACUCAUCAGAACCAUGUUUUCUGUGGAACCUGAUAUGCAUAUCGAUUCCUUGGAGCAAGCGGAAGCUAUCGUUCUUGAAGGCACUUCUAAAUGGUCGUGCAAAAUCGAAAUAACAGUAAAAUGUGCUCAAGGGCUCAUCGCAAAAGACAAAAGUGGUACAUCAGAUCCAUACGUAACUGUUCAAGUGGGUAAAGUUAAAAAAAGAACGCGAACUAUGCCUCAAGAGCUCAAUCCUGUUUGGAAUGAAAAAUUUUAUUUCGAGUGCCACAAUUCUUCGGAUCGAAUUAAAGUCAGGGUAUGGGACGAGGAUAAUGACCUGAAAUCGAGACUCAGGCAAAAAUUAACCAGAGAAUCGGACGAUUUUUUAGGACAAACUAUUAUCGAGGUUCGGACGUUGUCGGGCGAAAUGGACGUUUGGUACAAUCUCGAAAAAAGGACUGAUAAAUCGGCGGUAUCCGGUGCUAUUCGAUUACAUAUCAAUGUAGAAAUCAAAGGAGAGGAAAAAGUCGCUCCUUACCAUAUCCAAUACACGUGUCUCCACGAAAACCUGUUUCACUCGCUGUGCGAAAACAACGCUGGAAUAGUUCACCUACCUCAAGCUAAGGGAGAAGACGGGUGGAAGUUGUACUUUGAAUCUCCCGCGCAAGAUAUUGUCGACGAGUUCGCCAUGAGAUACGGCAUCGAGUCCAUUUACCAAGCAAUGACACACUUCCAUUGUCUCUCGACAAAAUAUUUAUGCCCUGGCGUCCCAGCGGUAAUGAGUACUUUGUUAGCGAAUAUCAAUGCCUACUAUGCACACACAACAUCCAGCUCCGCCGUUAGCGCGAGCGACCGUUUUGCAGCAUCGAAUUUCGGAAAAGAAAAAUUCGUGAAGCUGCUCGAUCAACUACAUAAUUCGCUCAGAAUAGAUUUAUCAAUGUAUAGAAAUAACUUUCCGGCAUCCAGUCAAGAAAAAUUAAUGGAUCUUAAAUCGACUGUCGAUUUGUUGACCAGUAUCACAUUUUUCAGAAUGAAGGUACAAGAACUUUCAAGUCCACCCAGAGCUAGUACCGUUGUCAAGGACUGCGUCAAAGCAUGUCUAAGAUCGACUUAUCAAUUUUUGUUUGCUAAUUGUUAUGAUUUAUACGGCAGAGAAUAUCAGACUGAUCCAAAUGAAAAGAGAGAUGAAGACACGGGUCCAAAGUUAGAUGAUUUAGGAUUUUGGGAUAAGCUUGUGGCACUCGUUGCUUCUGUAAUCGAAGAAGAUAGAAAUAGUUAUGCACCCGUUUUGAGUCAAUUCCCCGCAGAACUCAAUAUAGGACAGUUGUCCGCAGCAACAAUGUGGAGCUUCUUCGCUGUAGACAUGAAGUAUGCUCUAGAAGAACAUGAAACACACAGACUUUGUAAAACUUCAGCAUACAUGAACCUACAUUUCAAAGUAAAAUGGUUGUUUACUAAUUAUGUAAAAGAUGCACCGCCAUACAAAGACGCAAUUCCCGAGUACCCAUCUUGGUUUGAACCGUUUGUAAUGCAAUGGCUAAAUGAAAACGACGACGUGUCGUUGGAAUAUUUGCAUGGAGCUUUCAACAGGGACAAAAAAGAUGGGUUUCAAAGAAGUUCGGAGCAUGCGUUAUUUUCCAACUCAGUGGUGGACGUAUUCACUCAGCUUACACAAUGUUUUGGGGUCAUAUCGAAAUUGGAAUGUCCUGACCCCGAGAUAUCCAAUCGAUACAUGAAAAGACUUGCUAAGACAAUUGUCAAAGUGUUAUUGGCAUACGUAGACAUAGUUCAAAAAGAAUUUGACGCUAAAGAGCUGGAUGAAAGAACUGCUUGUAUAUUAAUGAAUAACAUCCAACAACUAAGAGUACAACUAACAAAAAUGUUCGAAUCAAUGGGUGGCAAACAACUGGAAGAAGAUGCUACAGAUAUUCUAAACGACUUACAAACGCAAUUAUUAAAAGCAUUGGAUGAACUAUCUGGGAAAUUCGGAAAAAGUUUGGAACCCCAAAUAAAGAAAAGCGUCAAAGAACUUGGUGAGUUAUUGCAAAGUAUCAAAGGAGGUAGCCAAAAUCCACAACAAGUGUCUAUGAUGGAAGUAGAUGAAAUAUUAAGGCCAUUGAUGGAUCUAAUGGAUGGCUCAUUAUCAUUAUUUGCUCAAACUUGCGAGAAACCCGUACUAAAACGAAUUCUUCGUGAACUGUGGAAACUUGUAAUAAGAAUAUUGGAAAGAUCAGUAGUCUUACCACCGAUGAUGGAUAAAAGUAUGAUAUUGAAAAACCUUAGUGAAAACGCUAGAUCACUAGCAGCUAAUGCUAGAAUCGAAGACAUGUCCAGAUUAAUUAGAAACCACAUGGCAGGAAAGCAAGACGUUAAAAAUGCUCUAACUGGAGUGAUGGAUAUGGAAAAGAACUUGAAUACUAAGCAGUGCAGGGUCUUAGAAUCUGCACUGAAAACAAUUAAGACUUAUUUCCACGCCGGUGGAAAUGGACUAAAAAAGAAGUAUUUAGAUAAAAGCUCAGAUCUUUUAUCUUUGUGCUACGCUUUGUCACUUUACACAAGAUCCACAGACGAACUCAUCAAGACGUUUGUGUUAUCACAAUUACAUCAAGUUCCACAAAAAAAUGACCCAUUACCCAGACAACCGUCACUGAUGAGUGGUACCGAGGUAAAAGAUGAAAUGGACGAAAUGGAUUAUGAUGAAGAUGACGAAACCGAAGAGGAAGAAGCAUUAGAUGAAGCAGAAGAAGAUGUAAAAUCAAUGGGAAGUCGAAUGGAAAAACUAUUUGAAAUUUCAAGAAGACCAUUACAAGAAAAUUACGUAUAUGAAGAACCUUAUGGAGAAAUUUCCAUUAACGUUUACAUUGAAACACAUCCAACAAAUAACGAAUUUAAGCUCACUGUAACAGUGGUCGCUGCCAACACACUGGUAUGGCCGACGACUGGUAUGUUUCGCCCGUUUGUCGAGGUGAACCUCAUUGGACCGAGACUAGCGGACAAGAAGAGAAAACAGUCGACGAAGAGCAAGUCGGGCAGUUGGAGCCCUAGAUACAACGAAGCGUUCGUUUUUUCGAUUAGCGCCAUCGAAGACUUGGAAUGUUACGAAUUACAUUUUUGCGUGAAAGACUACUGUUUCGCUCGAGAAGAUCGGCUCGUCGGCGUGGCGGUUUUGCAGAUGCGACACGUUCCCAUAAUGGUCCGUACGGGCGAGUGGUUAGGCCUCGGCAGGCGGAUACAGAUGAACGAGACUGGGUGGACGAUUUUGCGAAUACUUUCACAGAGGUACAACGACGACGUAGCUAAGGAAUUCGUGAAGCUCAAGUCGGAGACCAGGCAGGAAGACCAGUCAUCCGUGCAGGGGUCAUAAACGCAGACCGACGUGGAUAUUCAUCGCCAAUAGUCUUCCAAUGAAAAUUAAAAAAUUAAGACUAGUUAAGAUAAUAUAGAUUAACUUCGAUAUUAUGUUAUUGUACAAAAAAAAAAAAUGAAAAUCGAUCAAGUAAGAGUUGUGAAAAUAGUAAUAACUUAACGAGGGCAGACACAAUGGAAGUUCUUGUCGCAAUUAUUAUUGUACCAUAUAGUCGGAAAAGUGAUAGUUUCAAAGCGAAAUAUUAACGUUGGUCUUUUUCGUAUUCAUUUUUCAUGUAAAAAAAAUAAUAUAUUAACGUUCAUAGCAAUAAAUUCCGAAAGAAAAAACCACAUUAAAAAUUGACCAACAUUUUGAGUUUUAAACAAAUCAACGGGACCAUUCUCAAAUUAAAAAUUAAUUAUUCAAUUUAAUACGCUGCAGUGUCGGUCGUAAUGAUUGUAAAACUUUCUGUGUGGUAGAUACCCGGAGUACCGGGGCGUUUGGAUGGAAUAGGGUGAACACCACUAAUUUUAAGGUGGCUUUGAAUAUUUUAAUAUUUAAACAUUUGUUGUUCUAAAUCCACAGUACAAUAUUUAGGUAAAUUAAAAUUAUUCUACUGUCUAAAGGGGGACACGAUAAUAAUAAUAAUAAUAUAUUAUACAUGUGCGCCAUCCCGCAAUACCGAAAUCUACCUACCUAUACUAUAUUAAAUGCGCUCUGUUGUUUUUAACAAACCAAUAUUUUUGUACAAUAUACCACCAGCGGUAAUGUAUUGUUAAUAAUAUAAUAUCCGUUACCUAUAAUUCCUAGCACUAUAAUAGGACGCAACUACAAUAUUCUGUAUAUUAAUACGAUACCCCCUAUACAGGGUGUAACAGAAAGAUCUGACAAAAAAAAAAAUUAUGCUACUUAAACGUAAAAUUGUUAAUAUUAUGUGAUUAGUAAAUAAUUUAAAAAAUAUACUCAUUUCAGCAAAUUCCCAAAAAUAAUAUUUUUAAAAAAGUUAUUACGUUUCAAAAUAAUGUAAUCAAAAAAUUAUAUAUUAAAAAAAAAACUUUAAAAUUUUGAAUAGUAGCAAAAGUUAUGACGUUUGUCAGAUCACGAUGGGACACCCUGUAUAUAUUAUUAUAUUAUUGUAUCGAGAUGGGACGUUAUUUUUUGUCCGGAAGUUCCGACAAACGUAUUGUUGUUGCUGUUAUUGUUGUUUUUGUUGUUGUUGUUGUUGUAGUUGUUGUUGUUUCGAACGGGGGCCUCAACUCCGGGACCUUUGACCAACGACGGGUUAAGCCAAAUCGUGUGAUCAAUAUAUAUCCGUAUUCCGUACAACCGAUUUCCAUCCGGUCGGCAUUAUCGUUUUUAUCUAUUUAUAUCGUUAUAUUACUCUGCAGGUGAUCAUAAUAUUAUGUCUAUAAUUCUAAAAUAACACUCUGACUCAAGUAUAUAUUAUGUAAUAAUGUACAUUUCCUUGGACUCGACGACUUGAUAAUACGAAAUAUCUGUCAUUUUAUUGUGAAACAUUAAAGCUAUAUACAUGUUUAAACAUCCAUCGUUAUACCUCUAUAUAUAUAUACCUACCUAUAAUACCUUUAUUAAAAAAUAUGCUUUAAACUAUUGCAACUAUCUAAUAGUAUUAAACUACCAUACACGUGUUAUAUAUAUUAUAUUAUACAAUAAUAAUAUAAUAUAUUGACUAAUAACGUCUUCCAUUACAUCAUGUAUUGUAUCAUCUUCUAGUACGCAUCCAUUUUGUGAUUUCCUGUAGAGAGAUUCAUUUUAUCGUCCUUGUUUUCAUUCCAUUCGCAAGUUAUUUUCUCGUAAUAUUUUACAUACUUACUUAGUGUCGUUAAGUAAUUUUCAUUAUAAUCGUUUAAUAUACUAUUCGUUCUUGAUUGAUUUUCUAGGCUAUUGAGCGUUUUACAGAUAUAACAUUUUAAAACUUCCUGACGAACUUGGCGUAAACUAUAAUAAUAAUCAUGUGUCGGAGGAAAAUAAUAAUAAUAAUAAUAAUAAUAAUAAUAAUAAUAAUAAUAGUAAUAAUAAUAAUAGGCCUCAUUCUUAUACCUACUCUUAUUCCAAAUUUGCAUUAUUUACUUGGUAAUAUUCAACAUUUUUGGGAAACACCUAUUUUUUUAUUCAAUAGGUUAUAAUUUAUAUUAUAUCCGUCCUAAUACCCAAUUAUAUUAUUGGUCAAAAGGGUUUCACAUGUAAUAUUGUUUUCACAGCAAUAAUUAAUUCGUAUUCGUAUUGUAAAAAAAUAUAUUUAACCCAACGUUGAAUAUUAUUAUUUACAAAAUAAAAUGUGAUAAAACAUCGAUAUAUUCAAAUUAUUUUUUAUCAAUUGUAUUGUAAAUUAAUGUUAAAAACCAAUAUUUAUUAAUAUUAUAACAAUAUGUGUAUAUUAUGAAUUAACUAUUUAAGCUAGCAAAACCAUUGUAAACUACAUAAUGUGCAGGUGGCCUAAGUUGAAAACUUUAUACGAGAUUUUGUUUCAAAAGUUACCUUCCAAACUCUUAUCCAAAACACUCGUUAUGUUUAUUAUGUUAAUUUCCCAAACCCAACCAACCGUACCAUACAUAUCGAUCGAUCGUUUCUUAUUUUAUGUUGCUAUAAAUAAUUAUUAUUGUAUUAGUAUUGUGCUAAUGAUAUUAAUCUAUUAAUUUAUUGCUAUAAUCAUGUUUGUAAGUUCAAGUAUAGGGGCCUUUAUUUUUUAUAUAAUAUAUAACUUAGACGUUGAAUAUUUUAGUCGAAUCUGUUAAACUUCGGUUUUAGAUUGUUAUAACAAACAUUUACUAUAUAUCGUCAUUAUGAUUAACCAGGGUAAACGUAUUAAGCAAUGUGUUGUUUUUGUAUUAAUAUUUUAUUGUAAUUAUGCACUUAUAAUAAUUUUUUAACAUUUUUUUUUUAUAUAUAAUAUAUAUACCAAAUUCGGUUUCUAUACAAACAUUUAUAAAAAAAAAAAAAAGAUUGAAAUGAAAAAAAAACGCAAGACAAUAUGAUAAUUAUAUUGUUUGAACCGAAACUAUUUAUUGUGUUACUGCCCAUAACGUAAUUUUUCGGUGUAUUUUCAAACGGUGUCUAUGAAAAAUUAUUAACUUGUCUAUGCUCCUCUAUUAUCUUAGUCUUAUACUUGAUAUUAUUAUUUUUGAUUUCAUUCAAAACGAGUAAGUUAUUAAUAUUGUUAUAUUUGAUUUGUAAAGAUAAAUGAAAUCAACAAUAAUACCUAAUCAUCUAUAUAUUUAAGCUGAAUAAAGUGCGCUUUUUGUCUAUACUUCCUAAUUUAA
Molecule: messenger RNA, 11557 nt
Organism: Acyrthosiphon pisum (pea aphid)
Lineage: Eukaryota; Metazoa; Arthropoda; Insecta; Hemiptera; Aphididae
Gene: unc-13
Product: protein unc13 homolog
Exons: 27
Coding region: 1416-8294 (2292 amino acids)
Biological process (GO): presynaptic dense core vesicle exocytosis; synaptic vesicle priming; synaptic transmission, glutamatergic
Cellular component (GO): terminal bouton; plasma membrane; presynaptic active zone cytoplasmic component
Molecular function (GO): calcium ion binding; calmodulin binding; phospholipid binding
Source: RefSeq, a predicted model, not a curated record